Molecule: messenger RNA, 1521 nt
Organism: Paramecium tetraurelia
Lineage: Eukaryota; Ciliophora; Oligohymenophorea; Peniculida; Parameciidae
Exons: 4
Biological process (GO): microtubule-based movement
Molecular function (GO): microtubule binding; ATP binding; microtubule motor activity
Source: RefSeq, a predicted model, not a curated record
AUGAAAAUCAACCAGCCUUUUUAGGUUUUUGUUCGUAUACGAUCCCAUUCAGAUUCUACAAAUCCAAUCGAAGUUGUCAAUGAAAACAUCCUAAGAAUAUCCAAUAGAGAAAUGAGCUUUUAGAAAAUCUUUACUGAAAACGAUUCCAAUUUAUCCGUUUAUGAAGGAACUUUAUCGAAAUUCAUAAGCAAAAUAUUUGAAGGGUUCAAUAUGACAGUGUUGUGUUAUGGAAUGACAGGAUCUGGCAAAACUCAUACAAUGUUUGGGAACUCACAGGAUCAUUAUGGCAUCGUGUAUUAAGCAGUUAAGGAACUAUUUCAACUGAAGAAAAAUGGAUUUAUAAAAAUUAGUUUUUAUGAAAUAUAUAAUGAAUAGAUUAUUGAUUUGUUAGAUUAAAGUUCAUAGAAUUUAUAGGUAUAAGAAGAUAAGAAUGGGGACACUUAGAUUCCAGGCUUAUCCCAAUAAUGCAUAGUUGAUGAAGACCAUCUAGUGUAAUUGAUUUAAUAAGCACAAAAACGAAGAUAAUUGGCUUCAACUGCUAGUAAUUAAUAUUCUUCUAGAUCACAUGCUAUUGUAUAGAUACAAGUAGUCAAUUACGAUGAGAAAAAGAAUAUCAAAUAUGAUGGCAAAUUAAUUCUGGCUGAUUUGGCAGGAAGUGAAAGAUGUUAUAAUUAUAAAAAUGGAGGAACAUAGAAGAUAUAAUAGGAAGGAUAAAACAUUAAUAAAUCUCUCUUGGCAUUGGGCCAAUGUAUUAUGAUGUUAAAUCAAAGCAAAUCACACAUUCCGUAUAGAAACUCUAAAUUAACGAGAAUUCUGAAAUAAUCUCUAAGUGGUAAUUCUAUGACUCUUUUUAUUGCAUGCAUAAGCAAAUAAUAUAGUGAGGAAACUGAAAACACAUUGAAAUAUGCCCAAUAAGCCUGUGCUAUCAAAACUUCAUUAACUUAAGCAAUGACUUCAAUUAAGAUGGAACAGCCGAAAAGAUCGAUAUCAAUUGAAAUAUAGAACUUGGAGUAAUAAUUGAAUAGUUAUUUUGUCAUUAACAAUGGGUUACAUAAAAACUUAAAUACCUUAUAUUAGAAUGUGUAGAAGGAAUAGGAAACUAAGGUUAUUGUUUAAAAUGUAGAAUAAUAAAUAGCAUCAAAUAUGAGGAAGUAGAAAUUAAUAAUCAAUCAAAUCAAAGGACUUAUUGUUGAAAAAGAAAACUAAGACAAAUCAUUUACAUAUCGAGGAUCGGAGGUUAGAUUUUGUGAUCUGAGCAAUAAGAGUUCAAUAAUUUCGUAAAUCCAACCUCAUACUGCUGAUUAGAGUUGCCAAACUGAAAGAGUUUAUGAUCCAAUUUAUUUUGAUGUAAAACUUGGACGCAACAAUUCCUAAUAAACACCCAAUACUAUUGAGAUUCACAAGAUUCCAGAAUCCAAACGAUUUUCAAAUCCAUUUCUUAGUACCAUGGUGCAGGAAGAAAAAACUUAAAAGGAUGUAUUAUAAGAUAGAACCAACAGAUUCAAGAUCAAAAUAAAAUGA